CUAGUUUGAAAGUCGGCACUGCAUUUUGGAUAGACGCUUCCUUGACAAAGCACAUUCAAACGUUCAGAAGCCUACCAAAAUAAUACAGCUUUCCGACAACCCUUCUGCUCUGGAGACGCAGCUCAUCCGGAGGUCCCGGUUCGAGGAUGUGGACGACCACUAUAGCACGAUGCACCCUGCCGACCAUGCUCAAGCGAAGCUCCGUCUUGGCCUGCCAUGCCUUGACGGCUGGGGGUAGGCCUGGAUGGGCAGCCGCCAUCUCUCUAUCUCCUUCUCUUCACCUGACCUGGAGGCAGCUCCGUGGGCACGGGACCCAGGCACCUGCCCCGCUCCCCUCCACCGCCCUGGGGGACAGCCCUGGGGUGAGGCAGGUCCGGGCCCUGGAGCAGGAAAGGCUGCUGGAGGUGGAGUGGGAGGACAGCGGGCAGAGCCUGUACCCGUACACAUGGCUUAGGGACAACUGUCAAUGCCCGCUGUGUACCCUGCAGUCGGCCCAGGCCCGCAGCCUGCUGCUCUCUCAGCUGGACAUCCACACUGGGGUCGACCGGGUCCAGGUCACUGACAACAACAAGGUGUCCAUAGUGUGGCCGGACCAGCACACCAGCGAGUUCGACCCAGAAUGGCUGAGGAAACGGUGUUUCUCUCCUGCUGCCAGACAAGCCCUACAAGAGGAGCUCUUCCUAAACGAGCGUGUGUACUGGGACUCAGAGCUGCGGAUCCCCACGGCCAGCUUCGAGGAGGUCCUUCACGACGACAAGGCCGCCCUGGCCUGGCUGCUGGCUCUACGCCGCGUGGGCAUCGUCUACCUGAAGGGGGCGCCGGUGGAGCAGGGUCAGGUGGCCCGCCUCAGCCAGAGGAUCGGAUACCUCCGACUGACGUUCUAUGGGCACACAUGGCAGGUGCAGGACAAACCCCAGGCUAACAACGUGGCCUACACGUCUGGCAAACUCUCUCUCCACACUGACUAUCCAGCACUGCACUACCCACCUGGAGUGCAGUUCCUGCAUUGCCUGUGCCAGGCUGGCGAGGGCGGGGAGAGUGAAGCGGUGGAUGGCUUCCACAUGGCAGAUCAACUGAGGAGAGAAGACCCCGAGGCCUUCAGGACCCUCACCUCCCUGCGGGUGGACUUCACAGACACAGGGUCCGACUACUGCGACUUCAUAGUGCAGUCCAAGAACCACAUCAUAGAUGUUGACAGUGAUGGGCGGGUGGUCCGGAUCAACUACAACAAUGCCACCAGGGACUCUGUGCUGGACCUCCCCCUGCACCAGGUCCAGGCCUUCUACAGCUCCCUCAAGGCCUAUGUCCAGCUGAUGACGCGACCAGAAAACGUGCUCACCUACAAGAUGGAGCCUGGCGACCUGGUUACCUUUGACAACUGGCGCCUGCUCCAUGGGCGGAAGAGCUAUCUGAGCCACCCAGACCGGGUGAGACACCUGGAGGGAGCCUACCUGGACUGGGACGAAGUCAUGUCUCGCCUGCGGAUACUCUGCAAGUCUGUCAAUGGAGAGAGCUAGGCCCGCCAAGCCCCCAGAUCGAAGCCUCCUCCAACUAUAUAGAACAGCAUCUAUCAAUAGCAGGGCUUCUCCAACCCUGUUCCUGGAGGUUUUCACUCCAACCCUAAUCUAGUGCACCUGAUUCUAAUAAUUAGUUUAGUUACAACUGGGGUUGGAGUGAAAACCUACAGGAGGGUAUCUCUCCAGGAACAGGGUUGGAGAGUCCUGAUCUACAGAAUUUCGGAGCGGGGAAAAGAGGCAGAGGCUAAUUGUCUAGUGGGCUACAGCUACCCCUGUGUGGGUCAAGAUGGCUGCCGGUCUUUUGAACAGAGUGACAAGUGGGCAAAGUGCAAGAAGAUGUGGGAAAAUUUGAUGGAAAAGGGUUGAGCACUUCCCUAAAUGAUAAACACCCCUUCAUAAGUGCUAACAGAGGCAUAUAAACUGUAUAUGAGAAGCAUAACCUAUGAAGAAUCUGUCAUUUACUGUAUGAAGCAGGUAGACUAUAGUGCCUUUGUUCCUAGGGUUGUGUAAGCGAAAAUAUUGAGCUAUCUUUCGCUUUGCUCGAAUCUAUUUUUCUAUUAGCCUGUGUUCUACUGGUCAAAAUUUGGUAGCACUUUACUACAUCUACUUCUCAAUGUCUUAAGGGUGUCACAUCAACAAGAGGUGAUGAAGUUUGUGACAUAUUUUCUACCUCUGUCAUAUUGAAUCCAGUAGUAUAGUUCAGUUUCAGCCAUCUAGUGUAUAGCACUAGUAUCGGCCCCCCCAAAUCAAAACUUUUUUAAUAACUCUCAUUACAAUAACUCUCCAUAUGUAAAAUGUAUGCACAUGCAAGUUUGGAUAAAAGCAUCUGCUAAGGGAUUAAUUGAAAUUUACAUAAUGGUUACCUGGGGGUAAUUGGGGGAGGGUCAUGCUUUUUCAAUUUCAGUCAAGGAGAGGGUUUAGUAUAUAUAUAUUUUUAAUCUAGUCCAGGGGAGGGUCAUGUAAUUUGUCAGUUGAUGACAUUUCAAUAUUUAUCAAUGUUAGUUGCUUAUUAGGCUAUAUAUCGAUGUGUGCCCGAUGCCACCCCUCAUCUCUGAUUCUCCGCUGGGUGCGCAAAU
Messenger RNA from Coregonus clupeaformis (lake whitefish), 2593 nucleotides. Its product is annotated as gamma-butyrobetaine dioxygenase. Gene Ontology annotation, cellular component: mitochondrion. Gene Ontology annotation, molecular function: gamma-butyrobetaine dioxygenase activity; iron ion binding. The record is from RefSeq and is a predicted model, not a curated record. NCBI's taxonomy places the organism in Eukaryota, Metazoa, Chordata, Actinopteri, Salmoniformes, Salmonidae. The coding region runs from base 147 to 1517 and encodes 456 amino acids. Gene Ontology annotation, biological process: carnitine biosynthetic process. The transcript has 8 exons.